AUGGCGAUAUCUAUCGGACUUGAUGUCACUCAUGGUUCUCCUCUUCUAGAUGCCACCGAAUAUCGAAGUGUGGUAGGGGCACUACAUUAUAUUACCCUUACUCGGCCGGAUAUCAGCUUCUCCAUUAACAAAGUUUGCCAAUUUAUGAAGGAGCCCACUAAUGUUCAUUGGACUACAGUCAAGAGGAUCCUCCAUUAUCUCAAGUCCACAAUUGAUCAUGUCAUUACAUUUCGUUCUUCUCAAGAAUUGGCUCUCGAAGCUUUUUAUGAUGCUGACUGGGCUAGUUGCCUUGUUGAUCGUCGCUCCCAAGGGGAUUUCUGUGUUUACUUUGGCCGUAAUAUGAUUUCAUGGAGCUCUCAUAAACAGUCAACAGUUUCUUGCUCUAGCACAAAAUCAAAAUACCGCAGUCUUGCCUCCACUACCGUGAACUACUUUUGCUCCAAAUGUUACUAA
Nelumbo nucifera (sacred lotus) is the source of this 453-nucleotide messenger RNA. The record is from RefSeq and is a predicted model, not a curated record. NCBI's taxonomy places the organism in Eukaryota, Viridiplantae, Streptophyta, Magnoliopsida, Proteales, Nelumbonaceae.